AUGCAAGUUGCUAUCUACAAGAUGAAGCUAAUAAAAUGGAUUGAGGAAACCAUUGGACUUGUGUUUCCAUUUUCGCGUUCGGAAAUGCAGAAAUUGUGGGCGCAAGCAAUUCGUAGAGACAAGUGCUCACCUACUGCGUACAGUACAAUAUGCAGCAGACACGUUACCGAAAAUUGCUAUAAAGUGAGGCCAGGAGCAUCAUUAAGACUGUUAAAAGAAGAUGCCGUCCCAUCCAUCUUUGAUUUUCCGAAACAUAUUCAGAGAAAGAUGACUGCAAGGCGACAAUUGGUUCGUAAAGAACCUGCUAGUACUCAAGAUGUAAAUCACACAGGUGUACAACUGGAAAAGUCUCCUGAAGCAGUUGCUGAAAAUAAAGGAAUUCAGGCAAACCUCCCUUCACUAUCGAAAACAAAUUUAAGAAAGAAGAUAAGAAGAUUGCAAAUGACUGUAGGCCGACGAAACAAAAACAUUUCGACAAUGGCACAGCUGAUUAAUGAACUUAAAAAAAAGGACACCUGA
Schistocerca serialis cubense is the source of this 519-nucleotide messenger RNA. RefSeq names its product THAP domain-containing protein 1-like. The transcript has 3 exons. Bases 1 to 519 code for a protein of 172 amino acids. Lineage: Eukaryota; Metazoa; Arthropoda; Insecta; Orthoptera; Acrididae. The record is from RefSeq and is a predicted model, not a curated record.